GAGAGAGAGAGGUCAUUUUGACUUAUUAAACCAAAACAAUUCCUCUUUUAAAAUCACAAUUUCCAACUUUGCUUUCGGCAGUUUCUUUGAUUGUGAAAGAGGAAGAAGCCACUCACGUCACAUUGGAUGGAGAAGCUUGCUCACUUAUCUCCUCUUUAAAAUCACAGUUUCCAAUUCCCGGCCCCAUGCUUAAAAGACCUCUCUCUCUCUCUCUCUCCCUCAAAGGACGACGGAAGAAGGACUAAAGGAAAAAAGCCCGCAGUGUUACGGCAGCAUUCAGUGGUGAUAGCAGAAUUCUCAUCGGCUGAGUAUCCUUGUCUGAUUGUUGGCACAAGAGCUGUUGGUAAGCUCAUUCUCAGAAACAGAGAUGUCUACUAAUGGGGAUUCCUACCCCUGGCCUCCUCCACCACCCAACAACAAUGCAGGCACAAGAGCUGCUGGCAUAAUAGUGACUAUUGUAGUACUCAUAAUAAUCUGCGUCAUCUCAUGCGCUUGUGCGAGGAAAUUGAGAAGGGCAAUUGUGUCAGAGCUGCAACAUGCCGUUGCUACAGUACCACAUGCCGUUGCAACAAUACCGCCGACCUCGUAUGCGGUUCAACUUUGGGAAAUCGAUGCACCCACAAUGGAGCGGUUCCUCCGAGACCUGGCCAAGGAAAAGCCCGUAAGAUUCACAGCCCAACAGUUAUGUAACUUCACGACUAACUACUCUACGGUGUUGGGUUCAGGAGGCUUUGGAGUAGUUUACAAAGGACAAUUUCCAAAUGGAGUCAAGAUUGCCGUAAAGGUUCUCAAAAGGAGCUUGCAUGAUAAAAGAGCCGAGGAGCAGUUCAUGGCAGAGGUGAGCACUAUAGGAAGGACUUAUCAUAUAAACCUAGUGAGGCUAUACGGUUUUUCCUAUGAUCAUUUAAUGAGCGCGUUAGUAUACGAGUACAUGGAAAAUGGAUCGCUGGAUAAAUACUUGUUCAGCGAUGAUACACAAAGAAUUGACUGGAAUAAGCUACCUGAAAUUGCGAUUGGAACGGCAAAAGGCAUAGCUUACUUGCAUGAAGAGUGUGAGCAGAGAAUCAUUCACUAUGACAUAAAGCCCGGGAAUGUGCUAUUGGAUGUGAAUUUUAACCCUAAGGUUGCAGAUUUUGGCCUUGCAAAGCUUUGCAAUAGAGACAGCACCCAUGACUCUCCCACAGGAUAUAAAGGGACCCCUGGUUAUUCGGCUCCUGAGUUUCUUCUCAAUAACUAUCCUAUCACUUACAAAUGCGAUGUUUAUAGCUUUGGCAUGCUUUUGUUUGAGAUAGUAGGGAGGAGGAGGAAUGCUAAAGUGGGGUUCACUGAUAGCCUUGAUUGGUUCCCGAAACAUGUUUGGGAUGAGUAUGAAAAAGGUGAGUUGGCAACACUAACACUUUCGUAUGGAAUAGAAGAGAUGGAUAGAGAGAGAGCACAAAGAAUGGCUAUGGUGGCAUUGUGGUGUGUUCAGGAUUCACCAGAGGCCAGGCCGCCAAUGAGUGUUGUGGUGAAAAUGUUGGAAGGAGUAGUGGAGAUCAUGCCACCCCCAAAACCAUUCCAUUAUUUGUAUUCUGUGGGGAUUAAUGUGCUCAAUCCACCUACUUAUAUCGGUGACAGCUCAGACUACUCAACUAGCGAUGGAACGAAUUCGUAUUGGUACAAGGAGCAAACAACAACAAUCAUGGCUAAGUACGAGAUACAAAUUGCCAGUUCAUAGUAAGAAACGGGAAACCAUAUAUAGUACCCUAAGAUACAAAUUGCCAGUUCAUACAAAUUGUCUCUUCAUAAGAAAUGGGAAACCAUUGUAGUUUGUUCCGUAAGGAAAACUGCGAUAUCAUCGUUUAUUCUUAAGAAACGGAAACCAUUGUAGUUUGCUGUUGUUUGUACCCUAAUAAAAAAUCCUUCGAUCGUA
Rhododendron vialii is the source of this 1912-nucleotide messenger RNA. Its product is annotated as rust resistance kinase Lr10-like. The transcript is spliced from 3 exons. The record is from RefSeq and is a predicted model, not a curated record. Bases 368 to 1717 code for a protein of 449 amino acids. Lineage: Eukaryota; Viridiplantae; Streptophyta; Magnoliopsida; Ericales; Ericaceae. Gene Ontology annotation, molecular function: ATP binding; protein kinase activity. Gene Ontology annotation, biological process: protein phosphorylation.